This is a messenger RNA of Sungouiella intermedia, 4272 nucleotides long. NCBI's taxonomy places the organism in Eukaryota, Fungi, Ascomycota, Pichiomycetes, Serinales, Metschnikowiaceae. The record is from the annotation of a GenBank genome assembly.
AUGGCUCAGCAAAUGGCGGCCGAAUGGGAUCUUCCCGAGGCUAACCUCUCCUUUGAAGGUGAUAAUGAGGCCUUCGUGUAUAACCGUCACAACGAAUCUAUCUUUGACGAUGUGCGCUACUUUCCUGGGUUGAAGCAUGACCAGGAAACCGUUGUCAAGUUUGAUGCUUCCAACGACGACUUCAUCAACCACGCCACAUUACGGGCUCUCAUCGUUCAGUUGACCUCUCCGGAGGUCAUUGAUUACAAUCUAAUUUGUGACUUCUUUCUCACUUACAGAACCUUUACAGACAGCCACACCGUAAUGAAUUUGUUGCUUACACGGUUGAUAUGGUCAUUGCAAUACGUCAACUCAUUCAAACAAGAUACAGAGAAGAUUGGAAAGUUGGUACUCUUGAGAACGUUCGUGGUAUUGAGGCACUGGAUCCUCAACUACUUUAUCGACGAUUUCCUUCCUGACGACAAACUAUGCGACACUUUCUCCUUCUACAUCAACCAGAUAACCCAUGAGUCACAUCUCAUACGGGCCAAUAUGGUUUUCGAAUUGAAGAUUAUGACUGACUUGAAGAUUCACUGGACGUCGCAAAUCAACGAGUUUCUCAAGGCGGGGCUUCCGCUGGACGCCGCCCAGAACGUCUUCACAUUCUUGUUACCUCCGGUAUCGGAGCUAGCCACUUUCAAGAAGCUUUCAAAGUCUAAUACAGAGGCGUCCAUCCACACUAAUCCUUCCUUCAGACGCUCGGCCAUGCUCUCGCUAUAUGACCAGAAAACUCACCACAAAUGCCUUAUUUACGAUGACUCCAACGCCAACGACGAGAACCCACAGCUUUCAAUUAACAACUUGCUUUCCCAGCAUAAAUCGUCCCGAACGUCUUUGAAUGACAAGUUAACGGACUUCAAGGGCAAGAAUCUCAAGAAACUCGAACGAAGAGCAACUACCUCCAAGAAGGUCGGAAAGGCAAACAAGCACAAAUAUAUUAACCUCACGGAUUCAUCGCUUGCUCUUAAAAAGACUUCAAAUGUGACUGACGAUAUGGAAACUAAACCAUACGAAGUCGAGAAGGAAAACAUCGCUCCAGUUGGGUUUUCCACGAAUGGCCAAGUCAAACUCCCAACAUCCAGGGUUUCUGCAAUUGUUCCGCUGACACCAGCCAAGAAGAUGGAGUAUAAAUUAAUCAAAGACCUUCCACCAACUCCAAAGAGCCCUGAUUUCAACAUUGGUCUGGACGACUCAGAGGAGGUGGGCAGAAAGAAAUCUUUGAAGAAGAUUGUAAAUGAAUGGAAACGCUCGUUCAACUCCCCAGACUUGAAGAAUGAGAAAAGCGAUACGUUCGCUCCUUUAAAGUCACCUGCCGAUUCUCCACUCUUAGUUGAAGAAAACCCACUUGGUGACAGAAUUGAUGUAUUGAGUGCAAGAAUUAUUGACGAAUUGGAGUAUUUGAUUCGCUACUACAUCACGGAUCUGAGUACCAUCAAUGAAGCUGAUGACAGAGAUUAUAUCAGCAGAUCCGCAAUCGAAUACUCGCAAAUGGAACAGAAUGAUCCUAAGACAGACUCACCUUCAUACGAAGAUAAUGAAGGCGAGAACUGGACGAAGGUUGCAGAUGCCACGUUGUCCCCACUGGUUAGCAAGGAUCAAAUGUCAAUCCAAGAUGUCUCUGAAUUGAACAUUGACAAGAUCGAUAACUUAUUCAGUCAGGAUAACAUCCUUCUCGAAGAAAACUAUCACGAAAUGCCACAUGAAGUGUCAAAAUUGUCGAAUGGAGUUACUGGAGAGGCAAAUAAUUCAAAAAGAUCUUCUUUCGGUGGUAGAGUUGCUAGUAUCAACUGGAAUGAUGAAGGCAAUCUUAAUCUCGAUGUAUCUGAGCUGUUGGACGAAGAAGCUUCUCAUUCUCUGGACAGUGAUUUGAAAGGUUCCCAUUUCAAUUCUGAUAGGAUGAUCAAGACAAGCACUCAAUACUUUGAUGUUAGUUCUGAGAUCCCGGUCGACACGGAAAGACCAAGAACUCCUUCCUCUGUCUCAACACCUAGUGAUCUUGAAAACUACAAUGAAGAGGUUUGCGAUUUGGGUAUUGCAAUGAGCCCCCAAUCAAUGCAAAAAGUAUUACUUAAGUCUACCUUGAAUGACCAGUUCAACACCAUGAACAAGCGAAUGUCAGUCCGCUCAAGAAACUCAAGUGGUUCACAGUUUAAGCGUGAUUCUGUCAAAUCGUACAUAAGUUAUGACUCUGCAUUCUCUAUCUCAUCUAACAGCAAGUCUGCUAACGCCGAUGGUAACUUGAGAAAGAAACAUGGGUACAACAACUUGCGCAAGCUCGCAUACAAACCUUCCGACUAUCCUGAAGACUUGGAAGAAGAUCCAACAAGCGAAAGAGUCACCGGUAUGCCUGUGAAGUUGAAGUCAAACUCUAUGCUCUCGCAUAUUUCUAGAUCAUCUUCUCUCAGAAGAAGUGUGAGAUUCAGCACCCUUUGUGCUUUAACAGAAUUACCCUUUAAUUACUUCGGCGAGUCAACCGAAUCGGUCAUAAGACUGAACACAGAAACAACCGGCAGACUGAGAAAACUGUCAGACAUUGCUGAUAGCUCGGUGUUCUCCUGUGCAAUCAUUGGCCGCAAAAGCACAAUCUAUUCCACCCGAAAAUCUAGUGAUCAAUCAUCCACAAUGUCUGUGGCAAUUCCUGGCAUCAGUAAUUAUGAUUUGAAGGAGCUUGCUGCCAUUCCAGACGAAUCUUAUCUCCUUCAAAAUCCAGUACAAUCUGCGUUGUACAAAUUAGAGGGAAAAAAGAAGUCAAAUCAAAACUCGACGCGAGCAUCAACUGAUAUUGAGCCUACUUCUAAAGACCUCCUGAUCGAAGAGCCAGAACCAGAUGUGACGACUUCACACGUUUCGACAAAACCCCAAAGUUCUAAUGACUUGAAAUUGGAAAAGUCUCCAACAAACAACACUGAAGAUAUAUUGGCAGAGAUUAACAACGCUGUCACUGAAGAUGCAAUUGAUUACUCUUCCGAAGUUGAAAAGGAAUUGAGGGAAAAGCCGGUCACUCCAAUAAAGCCGAUGUCAAAGGCAUAUGGAUUGUCAUCUGCCUCAACUUCAAAUAUGAAUGCCUUGCUUACAAGUGUGCCCAACAGCGAAAACACCAGUCCUUUCUCAAUCCUCAACCCAAAGGUUGUAUUAGAUGGAUACUCACUUACUUCUUCCAAUUUAUCGAUUGAGAAUGUCGUGACGAAUGGAAAACAUGUGUCGUUCGUCUUGAGUUAUGCUUCGAAAUCCUUAGCCGAGCAUCUCACAAUUAUUGAGAAAGAUAUGUUGCAAGAAAUUGAUUGGAAGGAAUUGAUCGAACUUCAAUGGAACAAGGAGUUGACUCCAGUUAACAGUUGGUUGGAAAUUAUCGUGAACGAGAGCUACUACAAUAAGAACAAAGGUGUGAACUUGGUAAUUGCCAGAUUCAAUCUUAUGGUUAACUGGGUAAUCUCCGAGAUACUCUUGACGAAGUCGGAAUCGGAGCAGAUUGCUAUCAUUUCCAGAUACAUUCAUGUUGCGUACCAUUGUUUGGCAAUGCAAAACUUUUCAACUUUGAUGCAAAUAGUGUUAGCACUUACAAGUGAAAAGGUUGCGAAGUUGAAAAACACUUGGAAGAACUUGCCUCCUGGAGAUAUCUUGACAUUGAAGAACCUUGAGGCAUUAACGUCGCCAACUAAAAACUUCAUCAAGAUUCGUCUUUGCAUGAACCAGCUCCAACCAUCGAGAGGAUGUAUCCCAUUCGUGGGAUUAUAUCUCUCCGAUUUGAUUUUCAACGCUGAAAGACCUAAGUUUGUGAAAACAAACAAAACGACAUUUGAAGCACCUCAAUUGAAUGACCCUUUGCCUGGACCGCAGAGAUCGCCAUCAGUUGGUGGUACUCCUAAGAUGCUGGCCGCAUGCCCUACACCAAUACCUUCAACCCCUCCGAAGAUCCGGGACACUUCCGUCACAAGCACUCCGACUAUAACAGGACCAAAUGCACCGGCUGCAUUCAACGAUUCCUGUGAACAAAGUGUGACCAUUGGAGACCUGACAAUCAAUUCGGACACGUCAGGAGGAGAAAGAGAGAAGAUGAUCAACUUCUCGCGAUUCCGGACGUCUGUUCACAUUGUCAAAUCCUUAUCGCAGUGUAUAGAGUGGUCGAAGAAGUAUGAGUUUGACAUGAAUGAUGAAUUACUCCGCAAAUGUCUAUAUAUCAAGUCGCUCGAUGAAGAAGAGAUGAACUACUGCCUUGGGUCAAUGGAGUCAUGA